GUUUAUCGAUAACUGUUCAUAGUUUUAGCGCCAAUAUAUGUUGAUAAACUGGUUAAUCAACAUUUUUUAGUUUUGGAAAUUAUAUUUGUCGUGAUUUUAAUGUUUGUAUAAUUUGUAUCUCUAUUUUUUUAUAUUUUUAAUCGUAAAUCUAAGUCAAGUAAGUUUUACAAAUUACAUUGUUAGACAAUCAUGUGUUCUUAAAUUUGAAAAAGAAAUAAAGUAACUGAAUUGAUAAAUUCAUAUUAUAUUUCUAUUAUUCAUGAAUUACAUAAUAGUUACAUAUACGCCAUAACGUUUUACAUAUAUUUCAUUUCCAAUCAUUUAAAAGUAAUUGCAAUAAUUCGAAUCAGUUACUGUCAACUUUAGUCAAAAAUGGAUCUACAUUCAGAAGAAAGUAAUGAUAUGGCAAUAAACCUUCCUGAUAUAGAAACAGUAGAACGUAUAAGGAAAAGAGCAAAAUUAAAUAAUGUACAAAAAAAAUCACCACUAAAGAAAGUUACUAAUCGACAAGAACAGAUAGAGAAAGAAAAAAUUAGAGAAGCAUUAAGAGAACAACGCUUGGAAGAAAAAAGAAUUUUGGAAGAAGAAAAGUUGAUAAGAAAACUAGAAAAGGAAAAUAAGAAAAUUGAAAAGGAAAAAAUGAAGAAAGAAUAUAUUGAAAGGCGGUUAGAAGAAAAGAGACUCCAAGAAGAAGAACGUGCUCUGCAAUUAGUUAUUCAAGCAGAAGAAAAAAUGAAACGCAAGCUGGAAUAUCAAAUUAUGCGCGAGAAUCAAAAGAAACAGAAAUUGGAUGAAAAGAGGAUAGCGGAAGAAGAGACUUUGAAAAAACGCAAAGAGCAAGCCCUGAAAGGAAUGAACUAUUUACUAAAAAUAAGCUCCAAGUAUUCAGACUUUUUUAAGGAAAAACUUUUGGUGGAUAAUAAAAAAAGUUCUGCAACCAAAUCUCUACAAGAAAAAAAUAAACUUUUGCCUACUUUAAGUGAUAUGAAGGAAGCAGUCGAUGCUAAAAUUCAAUCACCUGUUGUUAAAGCUAAAAAUGAUAUAAAACAGGAGUUGAAGUUGUUUGAGGGAGGAAGUUUGAGAGAAUACCAAAUUGAGGGAGUACAAUGGAUGGUCAAUCUACUGAACAAUGGUAUUAAUGGUAUAUUAGCAGACGAAAUGGGGCUCGGCAAAACAGUUCAAAUUAUAGCCCUGAUAGCUCACCUUAUGGAGAUAAAAGUACCAGGUCCUUUUCUUAUAAUAGCUCCUCUAUCCACUAUACCUAAUUGGGAAAUGGAAUUUCAAAGAUUCGCUCCAAGAAUACCCGUAGUAGUUUUUCACGGAAACGAAUCUCAAAGAAUCCAAAUGUAUUCGGAGAUCCAAAGGAGGUAUAAAGUGGGAGAUUUCUGGACUAGACCUGUAGUUCUAACGACUUAUCAAACGCCUGUAGCAGAACAAAAAAUUCUGAAAACAUUGGAAUGGCAGUAUAUUAUUAUAGAUGAAGGACAUCGGGUGAAAAAUCAUGAAUGCCAAUUAGCAGUUAUGCUGCGAUCCCUGACUUCAUCAAAUCGGCUUCUAUUGACUGGUACUCCUAUACAUAAUAAUAUUACGGAACUUUGGGCCUUAUUAAACUUUUUAAUGCCGCACAUAUUCAAUCACGUCGAUACGUUCGCUUCUCUUGUAAUGCUGGAAGACAUGAAGGAUGAAAAUAAGCUGAUUGAACAAGAGGAAAAGACCAAUUUCAUAACGACCCUUCACAGAGUUUUGGAACCGUUCGUAUUGAGAAGAUUGAAGAAGGACGUUUUGGGAGAUGUAGUACCGAAAAAGGAAUUAAAUAUCUAUUGUCCUUUGACGAAACUACAACACGAUUUGUAUAAUUACGUUAUCAAUAAAAAUAUGGCCAAAUUGUUGAGAAUCGAAGAAGAUGCGCCUUUACCCCGCCGAGGAAGAAGAAAACCCAAAAGUUAUUACGAACCGCCGGUAGAGGACGAUUAUUCCGAUUACGAAGAAGAAUUAUUGCAAAUGGAAAGGGCUAAUACCAAACAGGAUCUCAAAAAAGAACACAUCAAGUUUAUUACGAGGAUAACUAUGAUGUCUCCGAUGUCGAUGUUUAAAAAAAUCGUCGAUCAUCCUUAUCUCGUACAUUUUCCACUAGAUCCUGACGCAGAUGAGAAAACUUUGUUAAUUAAUGAGGAUUUAAUCUGUAGCAGCGGAAAAUUGAUGGUCCUAGAUCAAUUAUUACCUAGAUUGAAGAAAGACGGUCAUAAAGUAUUGAUAUUUAGCACUUUGGUGAUGUCGCUGGAUUUGAUCGAGGAGGCGUUAAUAAUGAGAGAAUAUAAAUAUUGUCGUUUGGACGGUGGAAUGAAUUUGAUCAAUAGAAAACACAACAUCGAAAGGUUUAGUAAAGAUCCGGAUAUGUUCGUUUUUUUGUUAUCUACCAGAUCCGGAGGUCUGGGUCUUAAUUUGACAGCAGCGGAUACAGUUAUAUUUUUCGAUAGAGAUUGGAAUCCUCAAAUGGAUAUACAAGCUCAAGACCGUUGUCAUAGGAUAGGUCAAACGAAACCUGUUAUGGUGUAUACCUUGGUAGCUAAAAAUACCAUCGACGAUUUGAUUAUUAAUAGGGGGUAUCAGAAGAGGUUGUUGGAAAAGAUUAUUAUACAGGACGGUAAAUUUAGAAAAUCUGGAGAAACGAACAAAAUCAAAGAUGAAUUGAUAACUUUGCAAAAAUUGUUGAAGGAACAAACGACGAAUUUCGACGAUCUGACCAUACCCGAGAAGGAAUUAGACCGAUUGUUGGAUAGGUCCGAAUUAUGGGCAAUGAUGAACAAGAAAGAAAUGUGAUAAUGAUUGUAAUUUUAUUGAUUCAUUUUAUUUUUAAAACUACUCCAAUAUUUAUCGCCAUUAUAUUUAUCAAGUUACCCUUUAAUGCAAAUGAUUAUAUAAAUUCAAACACUUUACAAUUAUUUCACCUACACUUUGUGAAUAUUUACAAGAUCACCCUGUAUUUUGAAAUUAUUUUUUACAUUCCCACGUUUUAUCUAUAAUCUCGUGAUUUGUUUUUUUAUAUAUUUAUUCGUUUUAAGUAUUUUUUUUGAUAAUGUUACACGAAUUAUUAAAUUUUGUAAUGUGUGUAUUUUGUAUUUCAUUAAAAGCGACGUAACGUGUUGGAACGCUCAAAUCUAAUUGUAUUCGAUAAAAUGCAAUCUUAUCUGUCAUUUGUUUUGUGUCAUACGUCAAUCAUUGAUUGUUUAUCUGUCACAAACCAAAUAACAGAUGAUGGUUGACGUCUUAGAAGGCGUAGCUGCAGAAAAAUAUGUAAUAGUUACCUAACCUCUAUUUAUAGUUGUUAAGUGCAGACGCACACCGAUCUGUUAAGUACGUCGGUUAUUAAAUAUUAUUUUUAUACUAAUUUCUAUUUAACUUAAUAAAACAUUGUUCUUUUUA
Molecule: messenger RNA, 3423 nt
Organism: Diorhabda carinulata
Lineage: Eukaryota; Metazoa; Arthropoda; Insecta; Coleoptera; Chrysomelidae
Product: lymphoid-specific helicase-like
Exons: 10
Coding region: 373-2820 (815 amino acids)
Cellular component (GO): nucleus
Molecular function (GO): DNA binding; ATP-dependent chromatin remodeler activity; ATP binding
Source: RefSeq, a predicted model, not a curated record